AUGCUGCCUCUUAUGCUUCCCGUAUCCGCCACGAGCGCCACAAUCGACAAAGGAUCAGCCGCACCUUAUCGGCGAUUUAAGGAGCGAUACUACUUAGGGGAACUGGUGCAAGAUAUUAAACAACAUUUGGGCCACUCUGGGGGUAUCUCAUCUGAAGAUGUUGACUCGGACUAUUUACGGUCUUUACUGGAGAAGUACAUCUCCGAUCCGAGCGACUGGAUCCAGUAUUUCCACAACGACCGCAGCAAGAACUAUACACGCAACGCGAUUGAGAAUAUCAACCACAAGGCAAAUAUUCUCCUUCUAGUGUGGAACCCUGGCAAAGGAUCACCAAUCCACGACCACGCAAACGCACAUUGCAUCAUGAAAGUCCUUGCUGGAGAACUUCAUGAGACCGUUUACAAAUCACCUGAUAACAAACCUGGGGAAUCCAAGCCACUGGAAAUCAAAUCUUCAACUACCUUUGGCAUGAACGAGGUGACUUAUAUUUCCGACGAUAUUGGGCUUCAUCGGGUUCACAACCCGAGUAGCGACCAGGUGGCUGUUUCACUGCACUUGUAUACACCUCCAAAUGCAGCAGACUAUGGCUAUCAUAUUUUUGAUGAAGCGACAGGGUCUGCAAGCCACGUGCCACAGGCACGCUCCUAUUUGAAGCCCCAGGAGAACUAG
This is a messenger RNA of Penicillium cataractarum, 669 nucleotides long. Its product is annotated as Cysteine dioxygenase. Gene Ontology annotation, molecular function: cysteine dioxygenase activity; ferrous iron binding. Gene Ontology annotation, biological process: L-cysteine catabolic process. NCBI's taxonomy places the organism in Eukaryota, Fungi, Ascomycota, Eurotiomycetes, Eurotiales, Aspergillaceae. Bases 1 to 669 code for a protein of 222 amino acids. The transcript has 3 exons. The record is from RefSeq and is a predicted model, not a curated record.